This is a messenger RNA of Lolium rigidum, 2442 nucleotides long. RefSeq names its product adagio-like protein 1. Gene Ontology annotation, cellular component: nucleus; cytosol; SCF ubiquitin ligase complex. The record is from RefSeq and is a predicted model, not a curated record. Gene Ontology annotation, biological process: response to blue light; circadian rhythm. Lineage: Eukaryota; Viridiplantae; Streptophyta; Magnoliopsida; Poales; Poaceae. Gene Ontology annotation, molecular function: protein binding. The transcript has 2 exons. The coding region runs from base 116 to 2026 and encodes 636 amino acids.
CCGACCUCAAUCCGCACGCGCGCGCACCGCCGUGGGCUGAGCCGCGGCGGCGGGGGAGCCCGGAUCCGGACCUAGGGUUUUCGGCCGCCAGCCCGCCCGCCCGCGCGCGCGCGCCAUGGAGUGGGACAGCGAGUCCGACGGCGCCGCCAGCGCGGGGAGCGGGGACGAGAUGGAGGAGCAGGAAACGGGAGGGGAGCUGGUCGUCGGGGGCGGUAGCGGCAGCGAAGGCGGCAGCGGAGGAGGCGACGGGGUCGGCGGGAUGUUCACGUUCGCGAUCGAGGGGAUGCUCCGCGGGGCGGGGCCCUACGGGCUGGUCGUCACCGACGCGCUCGAGCCCGACUGCCCCAUCAUCUACGUCAACCGCGGCUUCGAGGACGCCACCGGGUACCGCGCAGAGGAGGUGCUCGGCAGGAACUGUCGGUUCCUGCAAUGUAGAGGCCCAUUUGCUCAAAGAAGGCACCCCUUGGUUGAUGCUGCUGUAGUUUCUGGUAUUCGAUUAUGCAUUGACAACGGUACCCAGUUCCGCGGUGAUUUGCUAAAUUUCAGAAAAGAUGGCUUUCCAUUGAUGAACAGAUUGCAUAUGACCCCUAUAUAUGGAGAUGAUGAUAUCAUAACUCACUAUAUGGGCAUUCAGUUCUUCACCAAUGCCAAUGUUAAUUUGGGACCAUUACCUGGCUCAUUUACAAGGGAACCUGUGAGAUCCACACGGUUUGCUCCAGAUAACUCUUUCCGACCCAUAUCCACGGGACCAGGACAGAGCAACUUCUGCCGGGAAUAUUCUAGUCUCUUCCAGUUGACUGAUGAAGUACUUUGCCAGAGUAUCCUGUCAAGGUUGUCACCAAGAGAUAUAGCAUCUGUGAGCUCUGUGUGUAGACGGUUGUAUGACUUGACAAAGAAUGAAGAUCUUUGGAAAAUGGUUUGCCGUAAUGCAUGGGGUAGUGAGACUACACGAGCUAUUGAGACAGUGCCUGCCGCAAGAAGAUUGGGCUGGGGACGUCUGGCGAGAGAACUGACCACCCUGGAAUCUGUUGCCUGGAGGAAAUUGACAGUUGGAGGUGCAGUGGAGCCAUCCAGAUGCAACUUCAGUGCUUGUGCUGUAGGGAAUCGUGUCGUUCUGUUUGGUGGGGAAGGUGUUAAUAUGCAACCAAUGAAUGAUACUUUUGUGUUGGAUUUGAAUGCCAGCAAUCCAGAAUGGAGACAUAUCAAUGUAAGUGCAGCUCCUCCAGGUCGCUGGGGCCAUACACUAUCCUGCCUAAAUGGAUCUUGGUUAGUUGUCUUCGGUGGGUGUGGAAGGCAGGGCCUGCUAAAUGAUGUAUUCAUAUUGGAUUUGGACGCAAAGCACCCAACUUGGCGUGAGGUUCCUGGUGUUGCACCACCGGUACCACGUUCAUGGCACAGCUCCUGCACUUUGGAUGGGACGAAGUUGGUGGUUUCUGGUGGCUGCGCCGACUCAGGUGUACUACUCAGUGAUACAUAUCUUCUUGAUGUAAGCAUGGACAGACCUGUGUGGAGGGAAGUACCUGCAUCUUGGGCACCACCUUCUAGAUUGGGUCACUCAAUGUCUGUCUAUGAUGGUAGGAAAAUUCUGAUGUUUGGUGGUCUUGCUAAGAGUGGUCCUCUCCGAUUGCGGUCUAGUGAUGUGUUCACAAUGGACUUAAGUGAAGAAGAGCCCUGCUGGCGGUGCCUCACUGGGAGUGGAAUGCCUGGGGCAGGAAAUCCAGCUGGAGCUGGUCCACCUCCUCGUCUUGAUCAUGUUGCUGUGAGCUUGCCAGGGGGAAGAGUGUUAAUAUUUGGUGGAUCAGUGGCAGGCCUCCACUCGGCAUCACAGCUGUAUCUUUUGGAUCCGACAGAAGAAAAACCUACCUGGAGGAUACUCAAUGUUCCUGGGCGACCUCCACGGUUUGCCUGGGGCCACAGCACCUGUGUUGUUGGAGGAACAAAGGCGAUAGUGCUUGGAGGACAAACAGGAGAAGAGUGGAUGCUCACUGAAGUACAUGAGCUCUCUCUAGCUAGUAACUCAGUUUGAGGUCCAGCGGUCUUUUCAGCAAACCUCCUUGAAAACAAAUGGCGCCAGGGCCUGAGCACUGAAUGUACAAACUGUGAUACUGAAUCUUUUGGCGCAAAGUUGCUUGUAUUUGCUUGAAACAGAUGAUUGGACCUCAAGUAAGAUUAAACCUCUGCAGUCGGGGUUGCUCGCUUUAUGUAGCUGAUGGGUAGUUGUAUGUUUUUUUUUCUCCUGUUGUUUGUUUUAGUCCUUUACCAGAUAAGUAUAAUUCAUAAGCUACUUGUAUGAAAUGAGUAUCAGUUUUAUGUAUUCUCAGACGAUACUGACAUCAACUCUACUAUUAGGGAAAACAAAGGACUACGUUGUACAGAUGAAUUUUCUUUUGUAUUUUGUGGUACUGUGAUAGUGAUAGGAUGUAUGGGUGUAUCUUUGGUCAA